AAAUUUCUCAAAUCCCCACAAGAAAUUUAAUACAGCUUACUGUUUAAAAACCCCCCAGGUUUUGCAGUUAUGCAAAAUCGAAGGAAAUUGACUCUGUGGACUCAUCUUCUUCUUAUUCUUCUUCUACUUGUCGCCUUACCUUAAUGACCGCGUCUCGCUUCACACGAACAAGGGUUUUGUCGGGUCUCUGUUAAUUUAGUCAAUUUUUGAUUAGUUUAAUCCCAAAAUCGAUUGUGCCCCCACUAAGCUGUCUACGACUACUACCCCACCUAAAGGGUCGACUUCUUCUUGCCUUCUUGCUUUGCUUUAACCUCUUUUUCUAUUCUUAUAUAUAUUUGGCUCUAUUCCUUGAGAUGCUACUUCAUUUUAUUGCAGUUUGAGGCUGACCCAUUUGACCCAUCUUCUUGAUUUCUUCAUUCAUCCGUGUUUGUUUGGGUUUGUGUUUUGAAGCUGAGAAAUGUUUCUGGUUGUUUAUUAUUUGUGUUUGAGUUUGUUGUGGGGGAAAUCGUGGGGAGCUCCGGCCAGCGAUGGCACCACGAGGGAGCUCGAUCAGACUCCGACGUGGGCUGUUGCUGGUGUUUGUGCUAUUAUCAUCCUUAUUUCUAUCGCCUUGGAGAAACUCCUUCAUAAAGCUGGAACGUGGCUCACGGAAAAGCACAAGAGAGCUCUCUUUGAAGCUCUGGAGAAAGUUAAAGCUGAGCUGAUGAUUCUGGGUUUCAUUUCUCUACUCCUCACCUUUGGACAGAACUACAUCAUUAAAAUCUGCAUUCCCACGAAGGUUGCAAAUACUAUGUUGCCAUGUGCUGCCAAAGAGGACAAAUUGGAGAAGGCAGAUGAGGGCGAACAUCAUCGACGACUACUAAUGUAUGAACGGAGGUUCCUGGCUGCUGCUGGUGGCGCUGUUAGUUGCAAAGAAGGUCAUGUGCCGCUUAUAUCUAUCUCGGGAUUGCAUCAGUUGCACUUGUUUAUCUUCUUCUUAGCCGUAUUUCAUGUGGUAUAUAGUGCCAUCACAAUGAUGCUUGGGAGGCUAAAGAUUCGAGGUUGGAAGGCAUGGGAGGAGGAGACCUCAACUCACAAUUACGAGUUCUCAAAUGAUAAUGCACGAUUCAGGCUUACUCACGAAACAUCAUUUGUGAAAGCCCACACGAGUUUUUGGACAAAACUUCCUGUCUUCUUUUAUAUUGGAUGCUUCUUCCGACAAUUUUUCAAGUCCGUUGGUAAGGCUGACUACCUGGCAUUACGAAAUGGAUUCAUCGCUGUUCACCUUGCUCCAGGAAGUAAAUUUGACUUUCAAAAAUAUAUCAAAAGGUCUCUAGAAGAUGACUUCAAAAUAAUUGUGGGAGUGAGUCCCGUGCUUUGGACAUCGUUUGUGGUCUUCUUGCUCAUAAAUGUUUACGGAUGGCAAGCAUUGUUUUGGACAUCCUUAGUCCCUGUGAUCAUAAUCCUGGCUGUUGGAACAAAGCUUCAAGGAAUUAUGACAAAGAUGGCUCUUGAAAUUACAGAAAGACAUGCUGUUGUCCAAGGAAUUCCUCUCGUUCAGGCAUCAGAUAAAUAUUUUUGGUUUGGCAAGCCUCAGCUGGUUCUUUACCUCAUCCACUUCGCUUUAUUUUCGAAUGCAUUCCAAAUAACAUACUUCUUCUGGAUUUGGUAUUCCUUUGGGUUAAAAUCCUGCUUCCAUACUGAUUUCAAGCUUGCAAUCAUUAAAGUUGGUUUCGGGGUUGGCGUUCUCUGUCUCUGCAGUUAUAUAACUCUUCCACUCUAUGCUCUUGUCACUCAGAUGGGUACUCGUAUGAAGAAGUCGAUCUUUGACGAACAAACAUCGAAGGCUCUUAAGAAAUGGCACAUGGCUGUUAAGAAGCGACAUGGGAAGUCCCCGACUCGAAAACUAGGGAGUCCAAGUGCGUCACCAAUUCAUCCAUCAGCAGGAUACACAUUGCAUCGUUUCAAGACGACAGGUCACUCAAACAGAUCAUCCAUGUAUGAUGAGAAUGAUGCAUCAGAUUAUGAAGUUGAUCCAUUGUCGCCUAAAGUCGAUACUCCAAAUUUUACGGUUAGAAUAGACCGUGCUGAUGAACAUCAAGCUGAAAUAAUUGAACCCCAGCAUACAGAGAAAAGGAAUGAAGACGAUUUCUCUUUUGUCAAACCUGGACCAACAAAAUGACCAUGAAAAAUCUCUUCGCUUGUGAUUAACUAUUGACUUAUGUAUAUUUUUGAGCUGGAUAAUUUUUCCAGUCUUUUCACACUUAGGAAACAGAAUGUAGCUCAUGAUUUGUAUAUUCUUGCGGUUGUUUAUAAAUUGUUGGGUGAUCAUUGUUCAAAA
Messenger RNA from Cucumis melo (muskmelon), 2320 nucleotides. Its product is annotated as MLO-like protein 8. Bases 458 to 2161 code for a protein of 567 amino acids. The transcript is spliced from 15 exons. NCBI's taxonomy places the organism in Eukaryota, Viridiplantae, Streptophyta, Magnoliopsida, Cucurbitales, Cucurbitaceae. Gene Ontology annotation, biological process: defense response. Gene Ontology annotation, cellular component: membrane. The record is from RefSeq and is a predicted model, not a curated record.